AUGAAGCUCACCCUCAUCCUCGCCUUGGCUACGGCCGCUCUCGCUGGCGAGAUUCACCUCAAGACUGAGGUCCUUACCGAAGCCAACUGCGUGCGCAAGACCAAGACCGGCGACAAGGUCAACGUCCAUUACCGCGGCACCCUUGAGAGCGACGGCAGCGAAUUCGACGCCUCAUACAACCGCGGCCAGCCCUUGUCCUUCGCCGUUGGUACCGGCCAGGUCAUCAAGGGCUGGGACCAGGGCCUGCUAGACAUGUGUCCCGGCGAAAAGAGGAAGCUCACAAUCCAGCCGGAGUGGGCCUAUGGCUCGCGGGGUGCUGGCCCCAUCCCCGCCAACAGCGUCUUGAUCUUCGAGUCGGAGUUGGUCUCCAUUGACGGCGUUGACAAGGAGGAGUUGUAA
This is a messenger RNA of Alternaria ventricosa, 399 nucleotides long. It is a transcript of the gene FPR2, whose product is annotated as Peptidyl-prolyl cis-trans isomerase fpr2. The coding region runs from base 1 to 399 and encodes 132 amino acids. The record is from RefSeq and is a predicted model, not a curated record. NCBI's taxonomy places the organism in Eukaryota, Fungi, Ascomycota, Dothideomycetes, Pleosporales, Pleosporaceae. The transcript has 3 exons. Gene Ontology annotation, biological process: protein peptidyl-prolyl isomerization. Gene Ontology annotation, molecular function: peptidyl-prolyl cis-trans isomerase activity.